CACGUGGUCCAUUUGAUGUUUGUGAUAAGCCGUUAAAUCCUCGUCUGAGCAUUUUACCAUCCGCAAAGCCUCGCACUCCUUACACUAAACUUACUGGAACGUCAUCUACGGUAAAAACUUCUUUAUUAAAUCCAGAUAGCCCGGAUGGUUGUUGGGAUGAAUUAUAUAUGAUUGCAGGUGGCACCGGAGUAACACCAAUGUUACAGCUAAUCAAGUAUCAUUUGGAAUGCUCGAUGAAACGAGAAAACGAUAACAAUAAAGACAAACGAAUGCAUUUAUUAUUUGGGAACCGUAAAAUUGAAGAUGUUAUCGAUGGAAUGUUCCUUGAAGAUCUUGCGCUUUCAAGUGGAGGACAACUAACUAUAACAUAUUGUCUCUCAGAGCCUCCUUCAGAUUGGGAAGGUUUGCAAGGAAGAAUUAAUAAACAAAUAAUACAAGAUUGGAUGAAUAUGAUGCAGGGUGUGUUCCUCCAGUCUCCUAGCGAAACUCAGAAGAAUAUUCUUCAUAGUCAUUCAAUACGUCGUGACGCAAGUGAUGAUAGUUGGAGUCAUUCACCAACGUUAAAGUUACAACCACCAUUCAUGAAGUCACACGAAAUUUCACAAACUUCACUGUUGCCACACGAGUCUACAAGCGUACACUCCCCUUCCAGAGAAUCAAAAACACCUCUCACACAAUCUGAUGACCAAAAAGAUGAAGAUCGUACAAAUGUUAUGGAACCUUACCUAGAACCGAAACCAUCAAAAAAAUCAGCGCUUAGUAUUGAUACAGAUUUAGCAAAGUCGGAAAAAAGUGACACUUUGAUACAAGGAAGAAUUAUUGUUAGUGGUCCAUAUGGUAUGUUAGUUUCUGUUGAAGAAGAUCUACUUGAGAUGGGAUUUAAUGAGCAAAAUAUGAUUAUAUU
Molecule: messenger RNA, 904 nt
Organism: Racocetra persica
Lineage: Eukaryota; Fungi; Glomeromycota; Glomeromycetes; Diversisporales; Gigasporaceae
Source: the annotation of a GenBank genome assembly